GACGUGCUAUAUACUCUUGUAUUAAACCAAAUAUAUAGGAGUCUAGCAACUGCAUCAUUCAUCGAUAUGGCCAAUAAUAUAUCGCUUGCAACCAUCGUUGUGGCGAUUGUUGCUACUGCCUUUACAAUCUGUAUUGUUCACCCACACAGUAAAUUUCUAAAAUCAACAUAUGGACUUCGUCCUAGCAUGAUGAUGUAUGAUACACUCCUCUCGUUACUUGCAAACAAAGCAUCCCCCUAACAUUGCACUACACUUUUGAAAGUCUGCCAAGCUGGUCUUUAAGUUUCUUCAAACGAAUUCACCAUGACAGACGCAGACACAUUUAUCAGAUCCGUUCCAGCGGCGACAGCGCAGGAUUGCAAAGACGCCGAGUGCUUCUGCACCGAAUAUUGGGAUUCUAAAGCACAUAUAGCAAUCAGGCUUGAAUGUUCACACGUUUUUGGGCGAGAUUGUCUAAGGGAGUGGUUAAAAACCUCGCAAAGCUGUCCCUUGUGCAGAUAUGAGUUAUUCCCCGCAAGAGAAGUUGAGGUAAUUGACGUGAACUUGUCGCACCAAGAAUCUUCAGCUGUUAGCGGUGAGAUUGAUGCGAGAGUGGCCAUCCUGGAACAUACUAACAGCGUAAUCCAAUAUUUCCAGGAAGAAAAUCCCCCUGCAUAUCGCCUGCAAGAUCUCGAUGAUUUGCAUCUGCGUGAACAGUGCCAAUGGGAAGCCGCCGUUAUAUGCGAAGGUAUCGAUGAGUUUUAUGAGCAUGAUCGCUCAGAACAACGUAGUGCAUAA
Molecule: messenger RNA, 777 nt
Organism: Periconia digitata
Lineage: Eukaryota; Fungi; Ascomycota; Dothideomycetes; Pleosporales; Periconiaceae
Source: the annotation of a GenBank genome assembly